GCCACUAUACAGUUUAAUUGAAAAUAAUACAGAGCAAGAACAACUCCUGUCCGGGCUGGGCUUGAAGCCCAGUCCAGUGUCCCCCUAACCCUAACCCUACCUAACCCACACGCUUCCGGUGUGUUCAGGGGAGGCGCUCAUCUCGCCGCCGGCACCGUCUUGGACAUCAGAUCGAAUCCACGGCGGUUCCGACGAUGUCGCGCUUCGAGAAGGCCGUCCUCCUCUGCUUGGCCCUGUUCGCCGCAUGGCACCUCUGCUCGACCCUGUUCGCCGACGCGCCUCCUCGUCCUGGUGGCCACUCUGCGGAGGAGAAAGCUGUAGUCAGCGGCGCGGCCGGGAACGCGUCGGGCCUGAGUCUCGCAAGGGAGGCCGGCGUCCGGGCGGCGGACGGAGCGGGGAGCAACUUCGUCAUCUCGCCGCUGUCCAUCCACGCGGCGCUCGCGUUGGUUGCCGCCGGCGCGCGGGGCGUCACACAGACGGAGCUCCUGGGGCUCCUCGGGUCAGCGUCGCUCGACGAGCUGCACCGCGCGCCGACGAUCAAACUGGUGGGCAGGCUCAACGGCCUGACGCAGACGUCCUUCGCCUGCGGCGUGUGGGUCGACCGGAGGCAGGCGCUCAGGCCGGAGUUCAUGGCCACCGGCGCGUCGCGGUACGGCGCCACGGCCGAAUCUGUGGACUUCGUGUUGGAGGCCGAGCAGGCGAGGCGGCGCGUGAACGCCUUCGUGGCGAACGUGACGAAGCAGCUCAUCCUCGACGUCCUCCCUCCCGGCUCCGUCCACUCGUCCACGGCGGUCGUCCUCGCCAACGCGCUCUACUUCAAAGGAGCAUGGUCCCAGCCGUUCGACGUCUUCACCGCGCCGUUCCACAUCCCGGGCGGCAGCACCGUGGGCGUGCCGUCCAUGAAGACGUACCAGUCACAGUACAUCGCGCUCUACCCCGGCUUCAGGGCCCUCAAGCUGCCCUACAAGAAUGAAGUGGAUCAGCAAGCUGCAUUCUACAUGCUUAUCCUUCUCCCGGACAGCUACACUCUCAGUCUCGCCUAUCUCUACGACAAGGCGGCGUCGACACCAGAGUUCAUCAAGAAGCACACGCCCGCAAGGAAGGUUCCAGUCGGACAGUUCAUGGUCCCUAAGUUCAAGUUCACGUUCGAGUUCGAGGUGUCGUCGGACAUGAAGAAGCUUGGUGUCACCAGGGCUUUCAAUAGGGGCAACUUCUCAGGCAUGGUGAGUGGCAUGGAUGAGCUCUCCAUCACCGGGGUGUACCAUAAGGCCACCAUCGAGGUGGACGAGCUAGGCACCGUGGCCGCUGCAGCCACGGCCAUCGUAAUUGGGACUACUAGUGUGGGUCGUUCAAGGGCACUGAUGGAUUUUGUGGCGGAUCGGCCCUUCUUAUUUGCCGUGGUUGAGGAGAGGACAAGCACAGUGUUGUUCCUGGGUCAUGUGGUUAAUCCUCAACUGGGCUAACUGAAUUAUUCCAUAAAAUGUGGAAUCCUUUGGUUAUUGAAUGAAACAAUUGAACAUUGUUUCUCAACUGGGCUGAAUUAGCUAAAGGAUGUGUUUCUUUUAGCUUUCUGAACCAGCUAAUUAGUUAAAGGGUCUGUUUGGUUCAACUUAAUUUGUAAUUUCUGAACCAGAUUCAUGCCCAGGAAUCCCCCGAAAAAAGAAAUCCUGGGGUACAACAAUUGUUUCUAGUUUUCUAAUUUCUGAACCACAUAUCAUUUCAGAUGUCCCCAUGUGCAAUUGAUGGUUUGUGGAGUUGCUGUUGGCUACAUGUUUCUGCUCAUUCCACUGAUGCUUCAUGCUCAGCUAGAUUUUCAGGUGGAUGGUAAGUUGCGGAUAACAACAUCUAUUCUAAGCACAUAUAUGUGAUGGAAAGGGAGGGGCAUAUACGGAUGGUCAUGUGGGUCUUCUUUGAAAUGUGCAACAGCGGUGCAAGCCAGACACUUCGGCAUACAAUUCCCUUGUUGGCGCUCAUCUGCAUUUACUGGACAAGAGUAAGGCUUUGGUGAAAACUCUCGGUUAUUUUGAAAAGGUGAAGGGCAUGCAGACUUGGAGAGAUACCAGCCGAAUAUUGUGACGUACAACAUCCUCUUGAGGGCGUGUGCUCAGGCUAGAGACACGAAACAGGUGGGCAUCCUUUCCAAGGAUCUGGAUGAAAGCCAGUCUCUCCAUAUAUCUACGCAUAUAAUGGAGUGAUUGACGGAUAUGGGAAGAUUGGCAUGAUCAAACGGAUGGAAUUUGGCUCCUCUGUCAAUAAACCCAGGCGAGUGCAAACCUCAAACUCUGCAAGAGAGUCAUCUAGAGAUUCUUUAAGCAAUUCUGAAAUGGCUGGUUCAAGCAAGCCAAUGUUAAGUGCGUUGGGACCAGUUGGUGCCUCCGAGUAAAAUCCCAAUAUAUUACCCAAUUCAAACUUUGCAAGCAAGCCAAAUGCAAAGCAAUUCAGAAACGGGCCAUGUCAAGUUAUAGGGGCUCUGUUCUGAACUGCUUCAUAGUAGAAUGUGUUCAGUUGCUUGUACCAGUGAUAUCCUAGGGAAAGGCCAUCCAUGUGAUUGGUUGCUUGAAUUGAAACCAUCCUGUGGGGUUCAAAUUUUAG
Messenger RNA from Triticum aestivum (bread wheat), 2592 nucleotides. Its product is annotated as putative serpin-Z12. NCBI's taxonomy places the organism in Eukaryota, Viridiplantae, Streptophyta, Magnoliopsida, Poales, Poaceae. The coding region runs from base 195 to 1463 and encodes 422 amino acids. Gene Ontology annotation, molecular function: serine-type endopeptidase inhibitor activity. The record is from RefSeq and is a predicted model, not a curated record. The transcript has a single exon.